Messenger RNA from Vitis riparia (riverbank grape), 2304 nucleotides. Its product is annotated as phosphatidylserine decarboxylase proenzyme 2-like. The transcript is spliced from 21 exons. NCBI's taxonomy places the organism in Eukaryota, Viridiplantae, Streptophyta, Magnoliopsida, Vitales, Vitaceae. Bases 73 to 1995 code for a protein of 640 amino acids. The record is from RefSeq and is a predicted model, not a curated record. Gene Ontology annotation, biological process: phospholipid biosynthetic process. Gene Ontology annotation, molecular function: calcium ion binding; phosphatidylserine decarboxylase activity.
UCAUAUAAAAUAGUGAAAUGUCGUAACAUACCAAGCAAAUCAGACCAGAGAGUUAGAGAGAGGAAAGAGAGAAUGGGGCACGGAAGCUCCAAAUCAACUCACCAGCAAGACUCGUCUUCGUCUCGCGUUGCCCGAGUCUGGCGUAAAAUUCCCCAUAGCAGUCACCGCCAUGUCUCCUCUUCUCACAACAAACGCCUCGCCGCAGAGGACUUUGCCGGCAUCGCUCUUCUCACGCUCCAUGGGGCAGAGAUGAAGUUCAAGGACAAGUGGCUUGCUUGUGUUUCGGUGGGAGAACAAACGUUCCGUACAGAGACUUCUGAUCAGACAGACAAACCUGUUUGGAACUCUGAGAAGAAAUUUCUAAUGGAAAGAAAUGGGCCUCAUAUUGCAAGGAUAUCUAUAUUUGAGACCAACAGAUUAUCCAAGAGCAAUCUCGUUGGCCAUUGUGAGAUUGAUCUUUUUGAAUUUCUUACUCAGGAUUCAGAGUCUGAUUCUGAAGUACUUGAUCUGUUUGAUCCAUCUUCGUCUGGCAUAGCCGUUGGGAAAAUUACGGUUUCAUGUUCUGUUGAGGAUCCAACGGAAACUGAGAGAAGUUUUGUCAGAAGGAUCUUAUCUAUAGUGGACUAUAAUGAAGAUGGAAAGCUUUCAUCCUCUGAGUUCUCUGAAUUAAUUAAAGCGUUUGGAAAUCAAGUGGCAGCUGAGAAGAAAGAGGAGCUCUUUAAAGCGGCUGACAAGAACGAGGAUGGUGUUGUUAGCAUGGAUGAGUUGACUGUUCUUCUUGCUAUUCAACAAGAAAAGGAACCGCUUAUUAGUUGCUGCCCUGUUUGUGGCGAGGUUCUAGAUUCUGAUAAGCUGAACAAUAUGAUUCAUAUGAACCUAUGUUUUGACGAAGGGACUGGAAACCAGGUUAUGACUGGAGGGUUUUUGACUGAUAAACAGGCUUCAUAUGGAUGGAUGUUUAAACUGAGUGAGUGGGCCCAUUUUUCUUCCUAUGACAUUGGUUUGAACUCUGGAUCAAGUGCCUCACAUAUUCUGGUUUUUGACCGAAGGACAAAGAGGGUUGUUGAAGAAUUAAUUGAUGGAAAAAUUGUCCUAUCAAUGAGAGCCAUCUACCAAUCAAAAUUAGGGCUUGGCCUAAUGGAUGCAGGUGCAAAAGAACUUUUGCAAAGAAUUUCUGAAAAGCAGGGAAAGCAAAUGAAUUCAGUUGAAUCUGCUAAAGAUAUACCCAAGUUCCUUAAGUUCUUUGAGGAUCAAAUCAAGUUGGAUGAAGUCAAGUACCCUUUGGAACAUUUUAAGACAUUCAAUGAAUUUUUUAUAAGAGAGUUGAAACCUGGUGCUAGACCAAUUGCCUGCAUGGAACGUGAUGAUGUUGCUGUAUGUGCUGCAGAUAGUCGUCUAACGGCAUUUAAAUCUGUUGAAGAUUCUCUAAGAUUUUGGAUUAAGGGUCGGAAGUUUUCGAUUCAAGGUCUUUUGGGAAAAGAAAUAUGCUCUAGUUCUUUUAUUAAUGGAUCCUUGGUGAUAUUCCGUUUAGCACCACAGGAUUACCAUCGCUUUCAUUUUCCAGUUUCUGGAACCAUUGAGCGUUUUGUUGACAUACCCGGAUGCUUAUAUACAGUUAAUCCCAUUGCUGUGAAUAGCAAGUAUUGCAAUGUAUUCACAGAGAACAAGCGAGUCGUAUCUGUUAUUUCAACAUCAGAUUUUGGGAAGGUGGCAUUUGUUGCAAUCGGGGCAACGAUGGUUGGUAGCAUCACCUUCACUAAAAAGAAGGGCGACUAUGUGCAGAAAGGAGAAGAGUUCGGAUAUUUCUCAUUUGGUGGAAGUACUGUAAUUUGUGUCUUUGAAAAGGAUACUAUAGAGAUAGAUGAGGACCUUCUAGAGAACAGUACAAAAUCCCUGGAAACCCUAGUUGCAGUUGGAAUGAAGCUGGGUGUCUCCACAAAGAAACGAGCAGGUCCUGAGCUGCCAAACUUGGAAAGUUGUGUUAUAGGUGCUUGAAGGAAGCUCAUUUCUAUGGUGUGGCAUACCAUACGGUUUAGACUCUCUUAACAUUAGGUAACAACUUCAUGUGUACUUGUUUGGAGUUGAAAAAAUUGUGCCAAUGUUAAUGUGGAUUUAGUUUUCUACCAGUUCCAGAAGGACCAUUGUAAUCUCUUCUUUGAACUGAACUUAAUCACCAUGCAAUCCAGAUGUUUUAUGUGUAAUAUUUUGGAGGCCCUUAAUACGGUCCUUGAAAGGUACCUCUUCAAUAUGUACUAAAAAAUCACCACCAAUAUGAUGGUUUUGCGAGUACACCUUUAAAUUUCA